AUGAAAGCUAAAAAGACUAAAGGCUUCAAAAAGAAUUUAUCCUUUUAUAGAAUAAACUUUUCAUUUCAGCCACCUUAUCAAUUAGUCUUUGAUGGAAAUUUUAUAAAGUAAAUGCUCGAUCAUAAUGUUGAUCUUGAUAAAGUAAUUUAUUUCAUGUAUAUAUCAUAGUAACUUUUUAAACACACAAAAGCUAAAAUUUGGAAACACACAACUAUCUGUGUGCUCAGAGAAUUAACCAGUUUAUAGCAUUUAUUUCCAAGAGUCUUCAAAUAUGCUCAAGGAUUAUCUAAGAUUAAUUGCAAGCAUAUUGAGGGGGUGAGUCCAGCUGAAUGCUUAUUAGAUAUUGUCAAACCAAAACCGGAGUUUGGAGGAGACAAUAAUUAUUUUUGGAUCUGUACAUAAGAUGAUGAAUUAAGAUCCAAUUUAUUGUAAAUAGAUCAUGUACCUGUAUGUUAUCUCUUUUAAAACAAUCUAUUUGAAAUGGCAGAACCAUCUAGAACUUGUAAGAUGAGAAUUAAGAGUCUCAAAGAAAUAAAAUACUUGCCUAAUGAAUAAGAGAAAUAGAUUAUAAUGCCAAUUAAAAAGGAAAUUAAAUAAUAAUAAGCAGAAAAGAGAAUGGAGAAGGAAAGAAAGUUAGCCUAGGAACUAGCUAUAAAAAUUAAGAAACCUGCAAAGGGACCCAAUCCUUUAUCUGUUAAGAAGAAAUUAGGGAAAGUCACGAAAAGUAUCAAAAAAAGAAGACAUAAAAUCAAGAAUAAAAAAUCAAGGAGAUCGAAUAAGCAGGGUGUGAAUAAUGAAAUUAUUGAACAAAAUUCUUGA
Molecule: messenger RNA, 819 nt
Organism: Paramecium octaurelia
Lineage: Eukaryota; Ciliophora; Oligohymenophorea; Peniculida; Parameciidae
Source: the annotation of a GenBank genome assembly